GGUGCCGGCAGGGGGCGAUGCGGGUCCCGGCGAGCUCGGUCCGGCACGGCGGGGCCGCGCACACCGCGCUGCGCUGCGAGCCGAGCCCAGCCGAGCCGAGCCCAGCCGUACCGUGCCCGCACUGCCCGCACCUGCUGCGCCUCCGCACCAGGCAGGAGGGUUUGGUGGCCAGCCCUGUGGCAGAGAGCUGGAGAGGCCGAGCCGAGGAUUGGCGGCGCCGGCCCGGCGGCAGCGGCUGAGGCGGCCGCCCUCGCCCAGAGAGCAGGAAGAUGAGCGCAGCUCCGGCACAUCUCCUGACAACGCUCUUCAUGGCAGCGGCAGCCGUGCGCUACCCGUCGCGGCGCUCUGCCACCGACCUGGAUGCCACCCCCAGGACGACAGUCACCUUUGAUGAGCUGUCGGGAGUCCGGCGCUUCUCCGCGCACACCCUCAACUACAGCACGCUGCUGCUGGAGGACGAGCGGGGCAUCCUCUACGUGGGCGCCAGGGGAGCCAUCUUCGCCCUCAACUCCAGCGACGUGGCCGACGGCUCCCACCACACGAUCCACUGGGAAGCCUCCCCGGAGAAGCAGAUGGACUGCCUGCAGAAGGGCAAAAACAACAAGACCGAGUGCUUCAACCACGUGCGGUUCCUGCAGCGGCUGAACAGCACCCACCUGUACGCCUGCGGGACCUACGCCUUCCACCCGCUCUGCGCCGCCAUCGAUGCCAACAGGUUCACGUUGCCGUCCCACUUUGAGGAAGGCAAGGAGAAAUGCCCAUAUGACCCAGCCCGUGGCUACACCGGCCUCAUUGUGGAUGGAGGCUUGUACACAGCAACACGCUACGAGUUUCGGAGCCUCCCUGACAUUCGGAGGAACCUGCACCAGCGGCCACUGAAAACAGAGGAGUCCCCGCUGCACUGGCUGAAUGAUGCUGAGUUUGUGACCUCUGUGCUGGUCCGGGAGAGCAAGGACAGCCCUGUGGGUGACGAUGAUAAAAUCUACUACUUCUUCAUGGAGCGGGCAGGAGAGGAGACCACGUCCUUUUUUGACAAGAGUCAGGUGGCCCGAGUGGCCCGGGUGGCCCGUGUCUGCAAGAGCGAUGUGGGGGGGAAGAAGAUUCUGCAGCGCAAGUGGACAUCCUUCAUGAAGGCACGCCUGGUCUGCUACAUCCCCUACUACGAGGUGCUGCGCAGUGUCUGCAGCCUGGAUGGGGGUGGCUGGGCCAGCACAGUCUUCUAUGCCACCUUCACACUCUCAGCACAGUGGAGGACCAUGGAGGCCUCGGCCGUGUGCCGCUACAACAUCUCGGCGGUGCAGCGUGCCUUUGAGGGCCCCUACAUGGAGUACCAGGACUGGGCUCGCAAAUGGUCCCGCUACGACGGCGCAGUGCCCGAGCCCCGGCCCGGCUCCUGCAUCACGGACCACUCCCGCAGGAAGGGCUACAACUCCUCGCAGGACCUGCCCAACAGUGUCCUGGACUUCGUCAAGCUGCACCCGCUCAUGUUUGAGGAGGUGAAGCCGGCUGGCGGGGAGCCGCUCCUGGUGAAGAAGAACGUGGCGUACAGCCAGCUGGCUGUAGACAGGGUGCAGGCCCUGGAUGGCCGCUCCUAUGAUGUGCUCUUCAUGGGGACAGGGGAUGGCUGGAUCCACAAGGCUGUGGUGGUGAACUCUGGCAUCCACAUUGUAGAGGAGGUGCAGGUGUUCAGGGACCUGCAGCCUGUGGAGAGCCUGGUGAUCUCUCACAUCCAGAGGAGCCUGUACGUGGGGGCAGCCAGUGGGAUCGUGCAGGUGCCCCUGGCCUCCUGUGCCAAGUACACCUCCUGCUAUGACUGCAUCCUCGCCCGGGACCCCUACUGUGCCUGGGAUGGCAGGGCAUGCCGCACCAUUGCCACCACAGACAGGACAGGGCUGGUGCAGGACAUUCAAAGCGGCAACAAGGGAUGCCGGAGCAUCUCUGGACGGGUGCGUGUCCCCACAGGCUCCCUGCCCCAGAAGAACCGGACGGUGCUGCAGGGGGACGAUGUGCUGCUGCCCUGCGACCAGCGCUCCAACCUGGCCCGAGCCGUGUGGCUGCUGAACGGCAGCGAAGUGCCGGGCACGGGGCAGGACCGGCUGCGUGUGGGGGUGGAUGGGCUGCUGGUGAUGAACACGCUGCCCCAGCACAGCGGCGAGUACCGUUGCUACGGGGAGGAGCAGGGGCUCCGGACACUCCUGGCUACCUACAGCCUCACCGUGCUGCCCGAGCUGCCCCGCAGCCCUACAGCUGCCCCAUCACCCCAUGCUGCCAGCCAGGCGACCAACGACAUGAAGGUGGCUUACAUUUCUGCCAUCGUCACCCUGGUGGUGCUCUGCACUGUGCUCAGCACCAUCCUCCUGUACAUGUCCUGCCUGGAGAAGCGCAAGGGCAAAUAUGUACUAGGGGAGCCACGGCCCCCCAGCGUGGAGCUGCAGACCGUCUCGGCCAACUGCCUGCGCAAGGGCCCCCGGGAGGAGGAGGAGGAGGAGCUCACCUACCCGGAUGGCUGCCUGCAGAUCAUCCCUGGUGAGGCACGCACAGCUGUCACCUCCCCAGUCAAGGAGCUGCCGGCUGCGGUGCCCCCGCUGCCGCCCCCGCUGCCAGCCGAGCUCACCAACGGCGUGGGGGCUCUGCCCAAUGUCCUCCGCAAGAUGAACGGCAACAGCUACAUGCUGCUGCAGCAGCAGGAGGAGCCACUGGCCUCCCCGCUCUACAAUGCAUCCUUCACCGAGGAGCUCAGCAAAAUUCUGGAGAAGCGGAAACACACGCAACUGGUGGAAAAGCUGGAUGAGAGCUCCGUGUAGGGGCUGGGGAGGGGGGUCCCAACAGAGGGACCCUCCUCCCCUGCAGCCCCUUCUCCCACCCUUUGCUAGCAGUGUUACAAGACUAAGAUUCAGACAAAACUACCUCCUUGAUGGCAGAGCUGGGCCGGGCCCAGGCUCAGUCAUUGCUCUUCACUCUUGAGACUGGAUGUACACAAAAAAAAAGGACAAUGUACCUAUUUAAAUUCUGAGCUCUAUUUAUGUAUAAAAACUCACUGAUGGUGGCCAUGAGCUGGAGACAGGAGCUGGCACCUGGCUGAAGGUGGACACCGUGGGGAGGGGUUUUGUCUGUUCAUCCAGGCGUGAGAGAGACGCUGUUGUAGAUGUGUGGACUUGGCCAGCCCUGCUGGGCAUCCCUUGGCACACAGGAGAGCUGCUGAGAGGUGGGUGAAGAGCACGGAGGGGGGCUGAGGGCUGACAUACUGUGCCUGUGCCUCUCACAGGGCACAGGAUCCCUUCCUGAUGUAGGGCUGGCAGGUUUUUCCCCAGCCGCCAGCCUUCAGGCAGGAGAGGGGCCCUGGACACAUCUCACAUUGUGAGGGGUGGUCUUGGUAGCUUCCAGCCGCUGCCCACUGUCCCAUGUCUGCCCCCUCAGGGUUUCCUCUCUGGGAGAGGAUGGUCUGGCAAAGGGACAAGAGAUAGGGCGAGGAGCUGAUGUCCUGAAUACCCUGGAGCAGCUGGUGAAGGGGCGUGUGCCCACUGCGAAGAGGCCACAGGUGAAAUAUGGGGCUGGGUGCCCUAGGGUGGAGGUAUCCCCAGGGCCUCCAAACCUGACAGGGCUCUGCUCCCUUUCUCCAGGGCACUGGAUGCAGCAGCAGGCAGCAAGAUGCACUGGCAGCAGGACUGGCAGCCACCACUGUGCCCUACAGUGUGACAAGGGACUGGUGAACCACCCACACGCCCCUGAUGUCUGCAGUGCCUCUGUGGCUUCAAGCACAACGUGUUUCUGCCCUCCUGUGCAGUGCCAUUGGUGAACUGGGGUUCAAGCACAGCCCUGUCACCCAUGGGAAAAUGUGCGGGCAGGCAAAUGUCCUCACACAGUGAGGAAGAAGAACCUUGGAUAAGGGCCUGUCUCCCUCUGGAGCCUUCUCCUCUUCACGGUACUUUCCAGGAGCAGCCAUGGUCCCUAAAUCUUCCCAACUGUUUCUGCUUCUGCCACCUCCUGGGGGAACCUGAGAGAUGGGGGUGACAAAAGCAUCUCAUGCUCCAGGGACAGUGUGGUGACACUGGAGAAGCUGGAGAGGGACAGACUUGUGGGGGUCCACGUCCUCUCCCACGUUCCUUGCUCUUAUCUCCAUGACCAGGACAUUGUCAAGGGCUCAGUCCUGCAGGGAAAAAAGGAGUGAGGGGUGACAACCCCCAGGGUCCCUCAUGAGCUACAGCUCAGGCCUCCUAUUCCAGGAGAGUGAGGCUCAGCAUGAAAAGGCAAGAGCUGCACACUCUGCCACCCUGCCCCAGCCCUUGUUUUUGCUGCACGAAGAGGGUGUGAGCCACCCCCAAGGACCACCCCCAACCCCCCAAGAAGGGGCAUCACUCUGUGUCUGGCACUCCUCAUGCACAGCUCCACAUUCCCCCCAGCAAUAAAAAUGGCUCUACCUAGA
Molecule: messenger RNA, 4423 nt
Organism: Oenanthe melanoleuca
Lineage: Eukaryota; Metazoa; Chordata; Aves; Passeriformes; Muscicapidae
Gene: SEMA4G
Product: semaphorin 4G
Exons: 15
Coding region: 270-2804 (844 amino acids)
Biological process (GO): neural crest cell migration; negative regulation of axon extension involved in axon guidance; axon guidance
Molecular function (GO): chemorepellent activity; semaphorin receptor binding
Source: RefSeq, a predicted model, not a curated record